This is a messenger RNA of Podarcis muralis (Common wall lizard), 2380 nucleotides long. RefSeq names its product ankyrin repeat and ubiquitin domain containing 1 (gene ANKUB1). Lineage: Eukaryota; Metazoa; Chordata; Lepidosauria; Squamata; Lacertidae. Gene Ontology annotation, molecular function: protein binding. The record is from RefSeq and is a predicted model, not a curated record.
GCUGGUCCUGGCAGAAGGCGAAAUGGGGGUGAGGGCGGGUGGCCUAAGGCGCGUAGCUGUCAACUUUUCCCUUUUCUUGCGAGGAAUCCUAUUCGGAAUAAGGGAAUUUCCCUUAAAAAAAAAAUGGAAACGUUGACAGCUAUUCUCAGGAGCCUGUAUUAAAGCAAAAUGAUGGCAUAAAUUUACUUAGGUCAUUUGUUCUAUAUACGAUAUUAUGUGCUGGAAUGAACCAGCUGCAAGCGACAGCAGAGCCUUUGAGCAUGUGCAGAGUGGUUUUGUUUUGGUUUUGCCCUCAUGAAGACAUCCAUCAGGAAGCCACGCUGGUCCCUCGACAAUCCAUGGGAUGGAAGCCCUUCUUGCAGUGCGGAGAUAAGAUUUGCAUCUGACAUGGAAUUUGAUGGAGUAGAAAGACGUUGGAGGCGUUUCUAAAAAGCUUUUUUUUUUUUCAAAAUGAGGGUUUUCGUCGCUUUUGAAGGACUCUGGGAAUCCUUCGACAUUUCAUCAGAGAACACAGUGAAAGAUCUAAAACUGAUGAUAAAGGAUUAUUUUCACGUUCCUCUCUCGGAAGAUAAGCAAGGCAGGCGGUAUUUGGAGCUAAUUUAUGCAGGAGCAGUGUUAAAGGACAGCUGGAUACUUGCUGAUGUGGGCAUAUCAGUUUCUUCGACCAUCAAAUGUGUUGUUAAGGAAGAAGAUAAGCCUGUUUUCUAUGUUUACAAUGCUGUCACCCGUGAAAAAGUGCCCAUCAUGGGGAAGAUUUAUCUCCUGGGGUUAAAGGUUUCCCAGCUCAAAAGCCUGGUAACCCUGAAGUGCGGCUUUCCAAACAGCAUUUAUUGUCUCAGGACGCCAGAGGGCAGAGAGAUGUACGACUGCAAUACCUUGAGUGAUUAUCAGUUAGAUAUAGGCACAACUCUUCACCUGGAUGUUUGGGAUGGGUGGAAAGAAUUGCUGACUGGAUGUCUCUUAGGAAACAAGCCCAAGGUCCAGCGCUAUCUUUCAAAGGAAGAACCAGUGCUCAGAUAUCAAAAGAGGGUAGCUCUUUAUAUGGCAGCCUUUUUCGGACACCUUCAGCUUUUGGCGUGGCUCCUGAAACAGGGUGUGAAACCCACUGAACCAGUUGGCAUACAUCCCUAUCGAGAGUGGUGUCAUGAAAGCAGCCAGCCGGAUGUCACCAGUUGUCCAGUUCAUGCAGCUGCGGAAGCAGGCCAGCUCAUGGUUCUGAAAGCUUUUGUCAAUUACAGUGUCUUAUGCCUUGAAUGCCAGAACUCUGCAGGACAAACUCCCUUGCAGCUAUGUAUCCAACACAGACACAAGAACUGUGUGCUGUAUUUAGUCACCAAGAUGUGGUCAGUGGUUUCUUACCCUAAUUCCUCCCUUCCCAUGAAAAUCUACAUCAAGUUAAAACUGUGGCUGCUUAAGGCUCAAAAUAACAUCUGUACGAAGAAGCGGCGCAAGCAGACAUCAGUCUUCAGGACUAGGGUUGGGGACAUUGUCCUUGUGGAUGGUUUCACAGAGCCCAAAAUGACUUCCAAAAGUUUUUAUUCGGCCACAGUCAAGGGCACAGGCCGCAGAGGCUAUGAACUACCAAACAUAAACUCUCAGUUCCAGCACGGGCAGGGUGACUGGUGCUUGACGAUUUCAAAGGGGUACCUAGGGACAAAUGUCAAAUUGCCUCUGGUAGCAGAUGCAUACAACAAUGCUAAUACGGGCAGACUGACACAGAAAAAUAACGCCAGGAGGAAGAUUCUGCACAUUAGCGGUGAAGAAAAUAUGGACCAAAAUAUGUGUUUAGCAAGAGUUCCUCUACCCGCUGUCUCUGUUGUCAAGCCUGUUUCUCGUUAUUCCAUCUCCAAUGCAAAAAUUCUGCUCAAUUCUUCUGUCAAGUCUUUUUCAGAACACAGUGGAAGAUCACCGAGGGAGAAUGCAAUCUACUGCUUAGCCAUAGCCAGUGCAUUUAAAGAGAAACCUUGGCUCGAACAACUUGGCAUUGCAAGAACCCUGGCUAAAAAAAGCAUAUACAAACCUGUGUGCUUACCAGCCUCCAUUUGAAACGAGCAUUUGCUGGAGAUGAUCCAUCUUGAAACGUUGUGUUCGGAGAUCCUGACACAUUUGCUGAUAAUUUUAAGCUAUAUUUCCCACCCCACCAAUUACAUACAAAGAGGAUUACAUCAUGGAAUAUUAAUAAGACAUAUAUAUUCAAAAUGUAAUAUAUAAUUUGUGACUGUACAUUUUUGGCUCUUAGUGUCAGGCACUGUAAAUUGACAGGCCUUGUAAGUAGUCAGCAUGCUACUUUACAUAAAUUUCAUCUGAGGGGAGUAGAUUGAGAGGGGAUCAUUUUUGAAGGCUAGUAAGUUGGAACUGACAACUGAACUUUCCCCCCCUG